Molecule: messenger RNA, 786 nt
Organism: Myotis brandtii (Brandt's bat)
Lineage: Eukaryota; Metazoa; Chordata; Mammalia; Chiroptera; Vespertilionidae
Gene: RUSC1-AS1
Product: RUSC1 antisense RNA 1
Source: RefSeq, a predicted model, not a curated record
AUGGUGAAACCCAGCCAUGGGGGAGGAGAGGCGCUGCGUCUGGCUGGUGAAUGCAGGAAAGGGCGGGCAGGAGCGGGGGAUGGAGCGGUGGUCUGCAUGUCAAGCCGGCCCGCACAGACCGCACAGGGCUUCAGCGUACAGCCCCGUAGAAACCCGGGGUUUCUGUCCAUUCUCUCCGUACUUGUCUUUCAUCCAGCCACCACCCCACCCCUAUUCAUUUUUACUGCUCCCUCUCCUGCCCCACCCCUCAUGCAGAUCCAUUCAUCCACACCCCCAGACCGAGCCCUCCUCACCUCGGUUCUGCAACUGCUCCAGGCGUUGAGCUCCUCUGCGGCUCACACAGUCCCCGCACUGACUGGAGGGAAGGGGUGCGGCGGUAGGACAACCCGCCCACGCUGCGCAGCCGCGCCCCUUCACGCAUGGGCGGGGCGGGGCUCAGACCCAGCCCCCUGCGCUUGACGUCUUGCCCGUGUCACCCACCUAGGCCUGUCUCUGUUUUUGGUAUAUUCUAAGCUUUUUCGGCCUUAGAGGUCCGGAAGUCAUGGCCCUGGUUUCUGUGGAACCACCCUACCUAUUCUGGACAGAGCUGCAUCCCUGGCUGGGUUGAGAAAAUUGAUUCCAGGCAGGUCCACUGUGUGCAGCUUGCAAGUUCUUCCCUUUGGGUUUUCUCCUGGAUUGUUUUCCUCCAACAGCCCAAAGACAUGCAGGUGAGGAUCUGGCGCUGUUCCGGCGAGGCCCGCUGCAGACACUGUACCACCAGCCAGCUGCAUUUGUUGUCCUGGAUGU